AUGUCAUCUCUCGCCGAAGUCGUUGCACAAAUCAUGUUCAAAAAAUCAAACUCUGCCCCACCCAAACCACCUACCCAAACUCGACAACAGCUCCAACAGCAAAAACAAUACCCCCUCUCGACCACGAUCUGCUGCCUCAGUCUUCACGACACCGACAAGAUCCGUCUCAUCAACGCGCCCCGGUCCCAGUCUCUCAUCAGCCCACUCCGCCAGGCGAUCGUGAAUACCUGGAACCAGUCCAUCAAACACGAGACCACCCUUGAGCAAUGCGAUGGAUACGAGUUCAAGCUCAAGGGCAAACCGUGGGGACCCCAAUCUCCUAAAGCUGGUCCGCCUGUUGCCUCGACAAAUUUGGUCCUUGCUCUCUCGAAGGUUAUGGAGCAGGCAGGGUGGUCGUUGAUCAUUGCGUCGAAUGUGAGCCACAUCAGGGAAGAGAAGGACUCGUUGUUCUUUGAGCGUGUGGGGGAUCCGCUGUUGUCGUCAUCGAGGGAGAGAGAGCCGGAUGAGAUGACCCUUAUAGGUGACUUUGAGCACAGGGACAGGAAGAAUAAGGAGGGAGGUGUUGGCUCGUUCGUUGUCGAGUUGUUAGGGUACGAUACUAUCCAUGUCACUGAAGCUCCUGCCGCCAUUAUCGACCCUCUUCGCCUUGCUAUCCUCAAGCACUGGACACAAGGAAUCGAGAAGGAAGGCUCCAAGGGAAGCACACACGAGUUCACGUUGACAGGCUGCCCAUUCCGGACAUGGGGGUCAGAGACCAGCAUUGAGACAGUGAUGAUGAUGAUCCAAAUGUGGGAGAAUAUGCGCCAGUUUGGGUUCAAGUUGGACGAGUCGGUGGAUCGAAAUGCUGUCGGGAAGACAAAGCAGGACAAGAAGGUGAAGGUGGAGAAGCAAGUCGUCGAUUCUUGGGUGCUCCAACGCUUCGAGCAGAUGUAG
Messenger RNA from Linnemannia hyalina, 933 nucleotides. The record is from the annotation of a GenBank genome assembly. NCBI's taxonomy places the organism in Eukaryota, Fungi, Mortierellomycota, Mortierellomycetes, Mortierellales, Mortierellaceae.